Molecule: messenger RNA, 847 nt
Organism: Neurospora crassa OR74A
Lineage: Eukaryota; Fungi; Ascomycota; Sordariomycetes; Sordariales; Sordariaceae
Exons: 3
Coding region: 152-727 (191 amino acids)
Biological process (GO): small GTPase-mediated signal transduction
Molecular function (GO): GTPase activity; GTP binding
Source: RefSeq, a predicted model, not a curated record
GUGUGAGCUAACAAGAUCACUCGAAAAGAACGACUGUGCUAACCGCAUCUCGCCGGUAACUGUCGAGUAAAGUCACUUCUUUCGAAUAUAUACUUUAUUUUUUUUUCUUUUUUUUCACCCCCAUUUUUCACGAGCCUGCAUUUUGUUUGUCAUGGAUUCACAAACGAUCACGAUACUGUUCGUUGGCGAUGAGAGAUGCGGAAAGUCAACCUUGUUAUCGCGAAUCAGCAGAGGCCGUCACAACCUGAAAGGCAGAGAUUCCAUUACCCUUCUCAGGGACCUCGACCAGCCUUUCAUCUUUGAUAUUCGCGCUCGCCGCGGGGACUAUCGGCUCGAAUUCUACGACACUUCCAGUCCAGAAAGCUGGAGACUUCUUCGGCCCGACCUAGUCAUCCUCUGCUAUGAUAUCAGCCAGAGGCUCAGUUUGAUCAACCUCCAAAGAGUGUGGAACAAAGAGGUCCGGACAGCGGGCGUAACCGGCGACAACACCCCGGUGCUUAUGCUGGGCCUCAAGCGGGAUCUGCGAUCUGAGAAUGAUCCCAACGGUACCAUCUACCCGCAGGAGGCGUAUCGCAUGGCGCAAGAGAUGAGGUUAGACAAGUACAUGGAAUGCUCUGCGGUGACUGGCGAGCUGCUGGAAGAGGUGUUCGACGAUAUAUGUACAACGGCGCUGAAAACGACAACUUCCGAGGGCGGGCAAAGCGAAGGAGGAUGCACAAUCAUGUGAGUUGUCCAAAGCUGUCGUCAUGUCCACGUCUUCAAGAGUUUUCAAUGGAGGGUGCUGCGUCCUCGUCGUUCUCUUCUCCCUCCGCAGCCUCUGUGGGUUCGUCAAAGCCGAGAGUCUCGG